This is a messenger RNA of Penicillium atrosanguineum, 1371 nucleotides long. RefSeq lists its product as uncharacterized. The transcript has 2 exons. The coding region runs from base 1 to 1371 and encodes 456 amino acids. NCBI's taxonomy places the organism in Eukaryota, Fungi, Ascomycota, Eurotiomycetes, Eurotiales, Aspergillaceae. The record is from RefSeq and is a predicted model, not a curated record. Gene Ontology annotation, molecular function: hydrolase activity, acting on ester bonds. Gene Ontology annotation, biological process: phospholipid catabolic process.
AUGCAUCCCAGUGCUCUUGUUGGCCUCUUGGCCUUCGCCGCUGCGGCGACUGCUGUUCCCCACAAGCCUCGCUCCGCUCACUCGACUUCUUCCAUUGAGAACCUGAAGUCCAACGUUAAGAAUGUCGUCGUUCUAGUUAUGGAGAACCGCUCUCUGGACAACCUUCUUGGUGGUCAGACCAUUGCCGGUCUGGAUAACCCCAUCAACAGCGGUCCUUUUUGCAACCCUUACAAUGUGACCGAUCCAUCCCAGGGGCACCACUGCUCUGUUGCUAAGGACUACGACUCCGUGACUGAUGACCCCAGCCACGCUGUCACUGGUAACACCAUGGAGUUCUUUAGCCAGUGGACCCCCGACAAUGCCGCCAUUGCCGAUGGCAAGUUGGUCCCCAACAACAACGGUUUCAUCCAUGAACAGAUCAACAAUUAUGGCGCUUCCGCCAAUGAGACUGUCAAGGCUAUGCUGGCCAAGCAAGUCAUGAACUACUACACCGAGGAUCAGACCCCUGUUCUGACUUCGCUGGUUCAGAACUUCCUGACAUUCAACCACUGGCACUCCGAUGUCGCUGGUCCUACCGACCCUAACCGCUUCGCUGUUGUUGCUGGUACUUCUGCUGGCCACGGUUCCAACGAUGCCACUUUCGGUACCUACGCCUUCACCCAGCGCUCCAUUUUCCAGCAACUGGGGGAGACCAACCACACUUGGCUCAACUACUGGGAUACCGCUGGCGGUACCGGUCCUGAGGCCCAUUGGUUUGCCUGGACCAAGGCCACAAGCAAUCAGGAUAAGGUUGUCCCUAUGGACCAGUUCUACUCCGAUGCCGCCAAUGGCUCUCUACCAGAGUUCUCCUACUUGAACCCCUCCUGCUGCGGCGUCGGUACCACAUCUAUGCACGACAGCGGUCUCAUCUCCGACGGUGAGGCCUUCAUCAAGAAGGUCUACGAGUCUCUCCGUGCCAGCCCUCAGUGGGAGGAGACUCUCUUUGUCCUGACUUUCGACGAGAGCGGUGGCUUCCAUGAUCACGUUCCCCCGCCCCUGGCCACUCGCCCCGACGACCUGACUUACACCGAGAAGGCGCCCAACGGCGAGGAGUACACUCUCGAGUUUAAUCGUCUCGGUGGCCGCAUUCCCACUCUCCUCAUCUCUCCCUGGGUCAGCAAGGGCUACGUUGAGCAGAAAGGUACCAACCACCGUGGCCAGACUCAGUCUUACUCGGCUACUUCUCUGCUUCGCACUCUUGGUUAUCUCUGGAACUUUGAGCCCUUCAACCCCCGUGUUCAGGACGCUGCUUCUUUCGAGCACUUGAUCCGGAACUCUCCUCGCAAGAACGCUCCCAAGAAGCUUCCCACUCCCCAAACCUUUUCCCGCUAG